AUGACUCGUCGCGUCCACGGCGAUCAGAGCACACCGCCGACCGAGGACUGUCACCGAGUGCCCGCAAAAGGGCAUCCUUGUAUUCCGCUAUCUGAGGUAACAGGCGGUGGCACGCGGGGCGCGGAGCCGUCGCCGCCAGAUCAUUCGCUCUACGACUCGCAACACGAUCGGUCGGUCUUAAUUCCGUCGCAGUCCGAUCGGCCCAUGACGAAACAGAGAGGGCCACAGGCGCGCAGAGAGGUGCGCGCGCGCCUCGCGGCAGACGCGUGUACCGUACCAUACACGCACACGUACACACACACGCCGAGCCUAAAAAACCAGUGCAACGCGGCGUACACGCGCGCGCGCACGCCGGGGCGAAGCGGUCGUGCGCCGCGAUCUGGUAUCUGGCAUCUGGCAUCUGGCAGCGCACCGAGGUCAGAUGGCCACGUCUGCGCGACGCAGGGAACGUGGUGGGGGUGGCACGCGUCUCGGGCAACGUUUACAUCACCGGCGCGAGACGAACCUGGCUUCGGAAGGCUUCGGACGAGCCUCGAAUCAGCGUGGGAGAUGCGGGACCGCGCGCGCGAGAGCGCGGGGACGCGGGGGCUAACGGGAGCGGCGGCGGGAGAGGAUGAAGUGGGUUACAUUGCGUACAUGUGUAAGAGUACAUACGACGUACGGUGCAUGGACAUAUGUAUUAAGGGGGGCAGCAGAGGGAUUUGGGGAGGAUCAGCGCGAAUCGGACGGACAUGGAGUAUUCGAAUGGGAAGAGAGGAACGAGGUACAUACACGCAUAUGCCGAAAGUGACAGCGAGGCGGCGGGGGCAGGACAAAUCGACAGAAAGGGACGGGAAGGAUCUGGCCUGGCCAAGUCUGGGCCACAAAGGACGGAUGGGGCGAGAGGAUGGCGGCGGGGGCGUACGUACAGCGGAGCAUACACGUUGGGUACAAGGGGUGGAGACGCUUACUACGAACGCGGGGCGCGGAACGAACAAUAGAGGGGGCGGGGGAAAGGAGGAGGAUGUGGAAGGGAGAAGCCGAGGACGCGACGGGCCCGAGGAGCGGCGCGAUCGGCGGGCUGGGCUGGGCGUAGCGACGUAUGAUGUGGGAGAAAGGGAACAGGACUGUAUGAACGGAGCAACGCGAAGAGGAGAGAGAAUGUGGACAGGGACGAGGCUGUGCUCGGGGAAUGAACGGAGAUGGGGAGGGCGCGCGCGAAUGGAUAGACGGGGCCGAAGGCGUAGAAAUAGCGGUAGCGACAAAGACGGAGACGGGGACGGGGACGGAAAUAGGGACAGAGACGGAAACAGCAGGAGGGACGAUGAAGGCAGCUCGAUGUCUCCCACCUCGGAGCAUGGGUCAUACAAAGUAGACCACGGCCGACGAAAGCACAACCGCAUCCGUCGAAUCAAAGGCGGAAGACCGCCAACGCCACGGGCAUCCAGCGGUCGCGGGGGUCCACGCAACGACACACACGCGACGACACGCACGCGCCCACGGCAAGUCAUCACGGGAGGCUCGCGAGCAGCCUCAGGGAACCACUGCCGUCGGAGUGGCGGUGGCGGUGCCCCCAUCCACAGGCGCGAAAUCAGCCGCCCACGCGCCCACACGGCGCCCGCGCGCCCUAAAGAGGCGUACAAUGGGGCCGGGUGGGGUGCACCGAAGCGCGACGACCGCGCGCGAUGA
Messenger RNA from Heterobasidion irregulare TC 32-1, 1668 nucleotides. RefSeq lists its product as uncharacterized. The record is from RefSeq and is a predicted model, not a curated record. The transcript has 5 exons. The coding region runs from base 1 to 1668 and encodes 555 amino acids. Lineage: Eukaryota; Fungi; Basidiomycota; Agaricomycetes; Russulales; Bondarzewiaceae.